This is a messenger RNA of Cornus florida, 321 nucleotides long. RefSeq names its product serpin-ZXA-like. The transcript has a single exon. NCBI's taxonomy places the organism in Eukaryota, Viridiplantae, Streptophyta, Magnoliopsida, Cornales, Cornaceae. The coding region runs from base 1 to 321 and encodes 106 amino acids. Gene Ontology annotation, molecular function: serine-type endopeptidase inhibitor activity. The record is from RefSeq and is a predicted model, not a curated record.
AUGGAUGCUAAAAAAACCAUCAAAGAAUUGGGAUUGACAAGGCCUUUCGAAAAUCAUGAGCAGCUCACAGAAAUCUCCAACACCAAGGGACUUCUUUUCUCAGAGAUUUUUCAAAAAUGUUACAUAGAAGUCAACGAGGAAGGUACAGAGGCUGCAGCUGCUACAUAUAUGGUUGGAUUGAUGGGCUGUUCUCGUUAUACACCUCCAAAGCCAACCUUUGUGCCCGAUCAUCCUUUCAUCUUCAUGAUUACGGAAGAAUCGUCUGGGGUUGGGGUUGUGUUAUUCACUGGAGCUGUCAUCAAUCCUCUCUUGAAUGGCUGA